This is a messenger RNA of Didymella exigua CBS 183.55, 3156 nucleotides long. RefSeq lists its product as uncharacterized. Bases 1 to 3156 code for a protein of 1051 amino acids. The record is from RefSeq and is a predicted model, not a curated record. The transcript has a single exon. Lineage: Eukaryota; Fungi; Ascomycota; Dothideomycetes; Pleosporales; Didymellaceae.
AUGGAUGGCGGCAACGACGACUCCGACUCCAACCGAUACACGCCCUCCGCCUGGGACCCGCACCCAGACCCCGAUCACGACGAGCUCGGCCUUGUCGAGGGCUUUCUGUCGCGCCUCUUCCACGACCGCUUCCUGACCAACAGUCGCCCCGCAGCCUCCGACGCCGCCCCACCGCCGCCGCCGCCGGCAAACAAUCUCGUGCCUUUCUUCGCGGCCGACAGCGUCUUUGCAGCGCAGCAGCCCUCCGCGCAGCAGCCCUCCGCCCAGCCGCCCUCAGACGCCUCCCCGCCGCCGCCAAUGCAGCGCACCCCGCAUGUCGUCUUCUGCGUCGAUGACACGGUCGGCCUCAAAGACGACAAAUACAGCGUCGGCGUCGUCGACCGCUCCUUCACCGACGUCGACACGCACGAGCCCCGCCCCCAGCGCGACUAUGGCGAGGACAUCGAGCGCCACCCCGACGUGCCGCUGGCCGAGCACCACAAGUUCAUGAAGACGGGCAUCCCGCCGCGCGGCACCGUGCUGGUCUCGUGGCAGACGCAGCUGAAGACGGAGCUGAUCCCGGAACACCAGCUGCAGCUGCUCGACCGCGCCCUGUACGUCGGCGAUGUCGUAAAGCGCCGCGCCGAGGACCACAUGAGCGGCACCGUCAUCGGCACCAAGGCUGUCUGCACCCUCUUCCCCGCCACGCAGUUCCAGAGCGGCCAGAUCACCCAAGCCGCCACCGACGACCUCUCCAUACGCAACGUCCCCGCCAACGAGCUGCUGAACGUCCACGAAUAUGUCGAGGGCGCCCUCGUCGUCUACGGCGACUGGGUGGGGCGCAUCGAGACCGUCUACGAUCAAGUCGCCGUCAAGCUGUCGAACAACUCGGUCGUAGUCGUAGAGGACCCGGCCGAGCUGGAGCACGACGAGAUCACCGUGGAGCGCCUCAGCGUGGGCGACACUGUGCGCACCAAGAAGGGCAACCUGCGACGAGGCCUCUGGAGAUACGGCGCAUUCGACCCCAACAUCAAGCCCGAGGGCAUGGUCGUCGAGACAAGACCCAUUGAGAUCGACGUCCAGUGGCUGGCAAGGAGCAUCCACGCCCAGGACAACCAGUUUUCACUCACAGAGCCACCGCCGACCCUUGAACGAGACGAAUUCGAAAGCAACCGCUUUCACCGCUACGAUGCCUCUGCCGGCGCUGCAUCCACGCUGCCUGUACUGCCCAACGGAACAGAGCGCACAUAUCAUGUCACGGAUGUAGCAGUCGGUGACCGCGUGCGCUUCAAGGAUCUCUCAGGCGCCGCUGUCAAGUACGACGGGACCCACACGCUACCAAACGGAUAUCCCCAGGGCAAAGUCAGCAAACUGCCUCGCACCGAGACACUAGGAUACGACAUGAACGUCUUCCUUGUCAUGCAAACACACACACAAGUCACAGUGCAGUGGCAAGAUCUAUCCAUCACCGAAGACGUCAGCUCGUCGCUCAUCCCUGACCCAAACGUCGAAGACGAUGACGAGGUCUGGCCCGCUGAGAUUGUCUGCAGCAAGGAAGACAAGAGCAACAACACAGAUCAGCAAGUCGGACAGUGGAUGAAGGAACCCGCGAGGGUAGGCGUAGUCCAGGAAGUAAAGUCGCGAGACCGGAUAGCGAGCGUUCGGUGGUUCAAGGACCACGACAUCAAGUUCUUCGGUGCUGAUCUGCUGCGGCCUGCGACAACAGGUGAGCUCUCCGAGACCGCCGAGGAUGUCAGCCUCUACGACAUUUACUCUUCGCCGGCCCUGACAAGGCGGCGAGGUGACUUCGUCCUCGUCCACCCAAGGAGCUUGCCGACCGAUUUCUCCUCCACCGGGCCCAACUGGUUUGGCGAGGUUGUCGAUCUGGGUCUUGAUGGCAAGGUCACGGUCCGUCUAGGCGCAGCUAAGCCCGUCGUCGACAUUCAGGUGGUAUACGAGGAUGUCACUUUGACUUACAGCACUGACAUGGACAAUGAGUUUCUCAACAUGCAAGAGCUCGACGGCGACUCGGUCGAUGACUAUGAAGAGGACAUGACUGACUUCGACUCUGCCUCCUUUAACGAGAUGUGGAUAGAAUACGAGGGCAUGGAGGGCGAGCCACCGGUCGGUGACGAGGCAGAUUGGUCUACAGAAGAUGAGGAAGAGGCAGAAGAGGAUGACGACGAUGAUGAUACCUCGAUGCCUGACCUCGAACCAUUUGACGGUGUCGACACAUCGAAAACAACUCCUGAUCCCGUUGCGAGCUCAGGAGCCACAGACGCAGCACACGAAGCAACAAAUGGCGAUGCGGGCCCCGAAUUGCACGAGCAUGCCAACUCACCAUCAGACGCGCCCGCGUCGUUUGUCAUACUCGAUACACCACCACCCUCAGGUCACCACUAUAUCCAAAACACAUCAGCCUCCUCGUCGGCAUUCAUGCGCCGCAUCGCAAAAGAGCACAAGAUCCUUCGAGGCUCCCUGCCACCGAACAUCUUUGUCCGCACCUGGGAAUCACGCCUCGACCUCAUCCGCGUCCUGAUCAUCGGCCCCAGCGACACACCCUACGAAUACGCACCCUUCGUCAUCGAUUUUCACCUUGGCUCUUCUUACCCCCAGUCACCGCCGGAAGCCUUCUUCCACAGCUGGACCAACGGCAACGGCCCUGUAAACCCAAACCUGUACGAAGACGGCAAGAUCUGUCUCAGUCUGCUGGGCACAUGGCACACGGACGAGCGCAACGAGAGCUGGAGCCCCGCGAAGAGCACAUUGCUGCAGGUCCUCGUGAGCAUCAUGGGGCUGGUGCUCGUCAGAGACCCGUACUACAACGAGGCAGGCUACGAUGUUCAGCGCGCGGCGCCCGAGACAAGAUUGAGCUCGGCACUGUACACGGAGCGCGCGUAUUUCCGCGCAAGGGCUUUCAUCAACCACGCCCUCGGCAACACAAUCGAACCCUUCGCCGCAGAGCUGCAGUACCUCUACCGCAGCGACGCACCAGACGCGCCCCGCCUGCUGGACAAAGCGAUCGGAGCCGCCAAGGACGUUGUCGAGCGCAGCUCCAACGCCGGCGAGGAGGGCGAGCGCGACGGUCUGCGCACCAUCAGCCUAGGCGCCGUGGUCAUGUUGAAACGACAAGUCGAGAAGCUGGAGGCGUUGAAGCAAGGCGGUGCGCCGGCUUAG